Aspergillus tubingensis is the source of this 1308-nucleotide messenger RNA. RefSeq names its product MFS transporter. Gene Ontology annotation, molecular function: transmembrane transporter activity. The record is from RefSeq and is a predicted model, not a curated record. The coding region runs from base 1 to 1308 and encodes 435 amino acids. Gene Ontology annotation, cellular component: membrane. NCBI's taxonomy places the organism in Eukaryota, Fungi, Ascomycota, Eurotiomycetes, Eurotiales, Aspergillaceae. The transcript has 7 exons. Gene Ontology annotation, biological process: transmembrane transport.
AUGUCAACAACCACAAUUGAGCUAGUUUCGCAGGGACAACAGGAGUCACAGAACCCAGUCCAACCAUUCGGGCCGAGCACCGAAGAUGCAAUCGUACAACAGAAGCAAAAGUGGAAUGAUCCUCCCAUCAAUAGAUGGCGCCUUUUGGCUACAUUCAUCAGUUUCACGGUUGUGGGAGCAAAUGAUGGUGUUUACGGAGCACUCGUGCCAUAUCUUCGCGAAGACUACAACCUGUCUACCACCGUGGUCUCUCUUAUUUUCGUGACCCCAUUUGCCGGAUAUACGAUAGCCACGCUCAUCGUCAACAAGAUUCACAUGACGCUUGGACAGCGGGGUAUAGCAAUUAUCGGUCCCCUAUGCCAUAUCAGUCCAUAUGCGAUUAUGGCCAUUCAUCCACCCUGGCCAGCAAUGCUAGCUGUCUACGUAAUUGUUGGCUUGGGCAAUGGUCUCAUCGACGCGGCAUGGAAUUCCUGGAUCGCUGAUAUGGCCAACGCGAAUGCUAUGAUGGGGGUCCUACAAGCAUUUUAUGGUCUUGGGGCAACCAUAAGUCCACUGGUUGGGACUCAGAUGAUCAAGUCGGGUCUUCGCUGGAACUACUUCUACUACACACUACUUGGCGCAUCCAUUCUAGACCUAAUGGUGAGCUCUACUCUAUUCUGGGGAGAAAAUGCGGCAAGCUACAGAGCCAAGAAUCACAGAGGCUCGGAUAGUGGCGGUGGAAGCAGAACUACAGAGGCUAUGAAGAGUCCUAUUACCUGGCUGAUAGCCGUCUGGCUAUUUGUGUACAUGGGAGUUGAAGUGUCGGUGGGUGGCUGGGUCGUGGACUUCAUGGUCCAAGUCCGUCAUGGCGAGCCCUACGAAUCGGGUCUGAUUCCAACCGGCUUUUGGGCUGGUGUCACCGUGGGCCGUCUUGUUCUCGGUUUUGUCAACGACUGGCUAGGAGAGCGAAUUGCUAUCAGCAUUUAUCUAGCCAUUUCAAUCGCCCUAGAGCUUAUCUUCUGGCUAGUACCCCAGUUCAUCGUGUCCGCAGUGGCUGUCUCACUGCUCGGCUUCUUCACUGGCCCUCUCUUUCCCGCAGCCAUUGUUGUGGCGGCUAAGCUGCUCCCUAAGCACCUACAUACCCCUGGAAUCGGACUUGCGUCGGCGUUGGCUGGCGGGGGCGGAGCAAUACUGCCCUUUGUCGCAGGUGCCAUAUCCGGGGCCCGCGGUGUCCAAAGCCUGCAGCCAUUCGUCCUCGCAUUAUUGAUUGCAUUAAUCGCUAUAUGGGUGCUGCUCCCUCGGAGGAAGCAUCAUGCUUAUGCUGCUUGA